AUGGCCAAAGUCCUUUUACGAAAUGUCCCCACUACUGCAGACAACUACGACAUCACUCUCGCUCUGGCUAGCGUCCUUCACUCAGACGACUUUCGAACUUUUGCCAGGCUCACUGAUGACGAGGAAGUUGGGCACGAUGAGGAAACACGCAUACCAGGGAGCUUAAAUCGCAAGCUGCUUAACUUUAGCGUCAAGCUGGAUGAAUCCACAAUCGGAAUCACGCGAAAUAAGGGGACGGGCAAGUCGUCCCACGGCAUGUUGUCGCUCCCAAGCGAGCAUGUCAGGGAGAAACUGCUGCGAUGGUUGACGGACUUCGACCACUCGAUACGACUUGGGAAACAUAAGCUCAAACUGCUCCGGGGCCAUGGGUCUUUAGGCAACGAGAUGACAAUAUUGUCCAAGACGCCGUAUGUCGAUCCCAACAUCGAAAGAGAACACCAGCGUAAGCUCGACGAACUCGAAGAGCAAAUAAGAGUGGACGUGGUUCAGUUUGGCUGUUACUACCGACAAUAUCCCUCUCGCCCUUUAAAAGAUGGCGAGCCGAUACCCCCCAGAGAGUACUCGAUCGAAUGGCAAAGGGAAUAUUUCAAUACUACCCCAUCCAAACGGCGACCAGGUGACUCCCCUGGUCCACCCAGUGGUGUGGCGUGGCUCAAGUUUGAAUAUGACCACAAACGAAUCCUGGGCGAUGAAACGACAGAAUACCAGGGUGCCCUAGUAAUUGUCACAUUUGCCAGGCAUCAUCUCCAAGCUUGCAGUCGGAUUCGACCCAAAACCUUGUUCGCAUACUCCCUACAAUCUUUCUCGGACCUUAUCUUACCAAUCGCCUCAGAUAUAUGUUUCGACACACUAACACCACCUAUUCUUGAAGGCAUUCAGUUUCAUCGGACAUUGACGGGCAACCACUCAUUCGAUAGUCGUCGAUCAAAAGUGCGAAUCGGUAGUCUUGAGCCUGGCCACCUCCGUGUCGCUCCUUAUGCCCACCAAAUCCGUCUCCUCCUCUACAACGACUACAAUCGGGACAUGAUCCAAGUCUUCACCAAUCUUUGCUUUGCAGCUGGGUUCACCCGGAAUAUGGUCUUUCGAAUGCCGCCACACGCACCCCUCGAGGCUCUGCAGCGCAACUUCUUCACUUCUAAACGACUCUACAAGCUAGAAUCAGAGUUUCGAAGGAGGGAUUGGCCCAUCGUCUUCCAACUUGAAGCUCUCUUGCGCAAUGGGUUACUUCAAUCUGAUGAUAUCGAGAACCUCUUACCGAAGAUUGACGCGCUCUCUGCGCCCAAGGGAAGCAUGUCGAGCGCCGCGGUCGGAUAUUUCCUCCAAGAAUUCAUCAAACACCUUGGGAUCAAAUCUCUUCGUGAAAGCCCCUCACUCUGCUUCGCCCGAGUCUUAACAGCGCUUCCGGCUUACAAUCCCCUUGCUUUACAGUCGGGAGCCUUUAAUUGCUGCCAUGUGACUGUUACACCAACAAGAAUGAUUUUCACGGGUCCCUUCCCUGUACAGUCCAAUCGUAUUAUUCGUCAGUUCCAAGGUUAUGAGAAUCAUUUUAUCCGUGUCGAUUUCCGUGACGAGGACAAGCUACAAUAUCGCUGGGCACGUGACGUUGAUGGCUCUCAUUUCGUCCGCGAACGUGUGGGUAAUAUUCUCAAACACGGACUCUGCAUUGGCGGGCGAAUGUUUGAGUUCCUGGCAUACUCGACCUCGGCCCUUCGAGGGCAUGCUGUUUGGUUCAUGAGCCCAUUCAAGGGUGCGACAGGCACAGAUGUUACGUCUCAAUCCAUCCGUGACAGCAUCGGGAACUUUGCAGGCACCCCUCUCCUCAAGGCACCCUCGAAAUUCGCUGCUCGUCUUGCACAAGCAUUUACGGCCACAGAUCCAUCAGUAAAAAUCGGGCCACAUGAGUGGGAAGAGAUGCCUGAUAUCGUCAAUCCUGGGUGGGAAAAUGCAAAUAACCCGCCAGGGAGGCAUGUUCAUACCGAUGGUGUUGGUACCAUUUCCUUGAAACUUGCGGAGAGGAUUUGGAUUGCUCUUUGUACCGCUCGAAACUGGUCUCUCGCCGAUCGUUUAACCCCAUCUGCAUUCCAGAUUCGCUUUCUUGGAUACAAGGGAGUAGUGCGAGUUGACCCACAAUUGGAUAAGCGCACCGAUGGAAUUCAAAUGCGUCUUCGUCCGUCGAUGCGGAAAUUUGAGUCCGACAAGGAGCAAAAGGAGAAUGCAGAAAUCGAAAUUGCCAUGGCGUUCGAAAAACCGAGUACAGCAUAUCUGAACCGGCCUCUUGUUAUGGCACUUGAAGACAGAAACGUCCGACAAGAAGCUUUCAUCAAGCUUCAAAAUCUCGCCGUUGCCGAUGCGCGUACAAUUGAUGAUGGCAUCGCUCAAUUCCGCAAGAUCCUCCGUGACCAUUCUCUCGGGGGACCAUAUCGUCUAGUUUUCAUCUUGGAUCGACUAGAGAAACUUGGGCUGGACCUUAAAAGCAAAACAGCCAAUGCCAGGCAUCGACAAUCAGUGGUUAGAAGAACUGCGUCAGAAUCGUAUCUGCUUGUCGGGGUUGCGGACGAAGGACCUGCCUACAAGCGAGAGGGUCUCGAAAAUGUCUACGUACUACCGCCGGGCAAAAUUUAUGCAUGCAUUCAGCGACCGGAGGACGAAAAACCCACUUGGCUCACAGGCAGUUGCACUAUUUCUCGUUCCCCGAUUGCGCAUUUGGGUGACAUCCAACGAGUUACGGCUAUCGGAGAGCCGCCUGCUGGUAUGCUCUGCUCAUUUGAAGGGCUGAAAAAUGUCGUGGUCCUUCCAUCGACAGACGAAGGAAGCAAAGCGCCGCGUUCCCUCGCAAGCUGUCUUGGUGGAGGCGAUCUCGAUGUAGGGGUAAUUGCACGAGUACGCUUCACAAAAAAUGUUCUGACGUUGUCCAGUGAUCUCUACAGUGUGAUUCCCUACAGCCCUCUCUUGCCAUCGGGGCAGGUAGCUCCAGCAUCUUAUCCUGACGGCGAAACCUUCAAACUUGAACGGGACAGUACCGUGGACGACAUUUGUGAUUUCAUCAUCGAGUAUAUCAAUUCGGACGUGUUGGGUUUACUAUCAGAUCGACUCUUGAUCAUAGCCGAUCAGUCUAAGGAGGGCAUGCAUGAUUCUGAUUGCGUCAAGUUGGCCGCACUUUGUUCGCAGGCGGUGGAUUAUCCUAAACAGGGCAUCCCUGUCGACCUUGAUGCCAAUCCGUUGCCAAAGCUGCUCAUUCGAUGCAAACCAGACUGGCAUGCCGCUGAGGUCGUUAAGCCGCGCGAGGAGGAUUACUACACAUCUGACAAAGCCCUGGGCUCCUUAUAUCGCGCCAUAAAGCUCAAUUCCAUCGAGACUGAGCUGCCCUCUCCUGCAGCGCAAAAUGGACAGGCCAAACACAAUAUCAUCUCGGAUCCGAUUCAUUUUGCUCUUCUCCACGAAAUUGAACGUGUCUUGAACUGGACACCACCAGUUGCACAACCAUCGAGUACAGAUAUGAAAAACACUUUCACGAAAUACGUCGCCGACUUGCGCUAUAUCAGCCUCACACACACACUCACGACAGAGGCGGGACAAGCGCUGCUCGAGUCAGAGAUUGUCAUUGGCACCAUUCUCGCCAAGUCCGUCCAGAAACGUUGGAGGGCGGACUGCAUCUAUCGUUGCCGAUACCACGCGAGUGCGGUUGUGCGGGAUGUCCAGCAGAAGUUGUGGCACAAGCAGCAGGAACCGGCGAGUCAGACUAAUCUGAGGGGACUGGAGAGGGCUUGGAGUGCAUUCGAGUUUAGUAUCAGGGAACAGCAUCAAUUUGGUGCAAAGAGCUUCGGUCUAAUUGCAUUAGGGACGAUAUUCGAGUGGUUGGAUAGCAUAGUAAAGUAG
Messenger RNA from Mycena indigotica, 3876 nucleotides. RefSeq names its product RNA-dependent RNA polymerase. The transcript is spliced from 17 exons. Gene Ontology annotation, biological process: siRNA processing. Gene Ontology annotation, molecular function: RNA-directed RNA polymerase activity. The record is from RefSeq and is a predicted model, not a curated record. NCBI's taxonomy places the organism in Eukaryota, Fungi, Basidiomycota, Agaricomycetes, Agaricales, Mycenaceae. Gene Ontology annotation, cellular component: nuclear RNA-directed RNA polymerase complex. The coding region runs from base 1 to 3876 and encodes 1291 amino acids.